Messenger RNA from Aplosporella prunicola CBS 121167, 1452 nucleotides. RefSeq lists its product as uncharacterized. The transcript has 2 exons. Gene Ontology annotation, molecular function: protein-arginine omega-N symmetric methyltransferase activity. Bases 1 to 1452 code for a protein of 483 amino acids. Lineage: Eukaryota; Fungi; Ascomycota; Dothideomycetes; Botryosphaeriales; Aplosporellaceae. The record is from RefSeq and is a predicted model, not a curated record. Gene Ontology annotation, cellular component: mitochondrion.
AUGGACUCCCCCGUCGUCACGCAGCUGUUCCGACAGCUCUUCUCCCACCGAGCCAGCCAUUGCCUGCGCCGGACCGCCAUCCCCACACGCCGCGGGCUCGCGACAAAACGCACGUCGGGCGAGACGAAAUGGCAGCAGCGCACCGAUGCCUUCCCCGAGGAGCGCGAGGCCGAGUUCAACAAGUACCCGACGGUGACGGCCGAGCAGCUGCGCGGGCGGCGCGAGCGGCCACGACGGGUCAAGAUGCUGCUGCGCGACUUCAUCGAGGACAGCCUAUACAACCCGCACUACGGCUACUUCAGCAAGCAGGUCGUCAUCUUCCACCCGGGCGAGGCAUUUGACUUUUGGGCGCUGCGCGACGAGCCCGAGUUCCACCGGCUGCUGGGCGAGCGCUACGAGGCGUUUGAGGACGAGCUGGACAAGACGGCCUUCAACGACAGCCGCCAGCUGUGGCACACGCCCACCGAGCUGUUCCGCCCUUACUACGGCCAGGCCAUUGCCCGCUGCCUCGUCGACAACUACAAGCUGGCCCAGUACCCCUACCACGACCUGCUCAUCUACGAAAUGGGCGCCGGCAACGGCACCCUCAUGCUCAACAUCCUCGACUUCAUCCGCGACGCCUACCCGGAGGUCUACGAGCGCACAAAGUUCCGCGUCAUUGAGAUCUCGACGUCGCUGGCCUCGCUGCAGACGCACCACCUGAAGCGCUCGGCCUCGGCGCGCGGCCACCUCGACCGCGUCGAGAUCAUCAACCGCUCCGUCUUCGACUGGGACCAGUACGUGUCAUCGCCGUGCUUCUUCCUCGCGCUCGAGGUCUUUGACAACUUCGCCCACGACGCCGUGCGCUACGACCCCGUGUCCGAGGACGCGCUGCAAGCCAACGUCCUCAUCGACGCGCACGGCGACUUCUUCGAGUUCUACUCGCGCGACCUCGACCCCGUCGCCGCGCGCUUCCUGCGCGUGCGCGACGCCGCCUGCGAACAGCCCUUCAACCACCCGCUGCGCGGCCCGCGCCUGCUCCGAAACCUGCGCGCCAGCCUCCCCUUUGCCCAGAACCUCUCCACCCCCGAAUACAUCCCUACCCGCCUCAUGCAGUUCUUCGACGUCCUGCACACGUUCUUUCCCGCCCACAAGCUCGUCACCAGCGACUUCCACAGCUUGCCCGACACCAUCCAGGGCGUCAACGCCCCCGUCGUCCAGACGCGCUAUAAGCGGCGCACCGUGCCCGUGAGCACGCCUUUGGUCCAACAAGGCUACUUCGACAUUCUCUUCCCCACCGACUUUUGCGUCAUGGAAGACGUCUACCGCGCCAUCACGGGCAAGCUGACGCGCGUCAUGACGCACGAGGACUUUUUGCGCCGCUGGGCCUUUGUCGAGGACACGGAGGUGCGCAGCGGCGAGAACCCCAUGCUGAGCUGGUAUCGCAAUGCCUCUGUUAUGACGACUGUGUAG